AUAAGAAGUCCAAAGAAUUUCUGUUUUGUACAUACAUUGACCAGCACAGCGACCCCCUAACACACUUCCCGUGUGGUAUUUUCUCUUUGAAAGCGUCAGGGAGUUGGAAAUAACGUUGCAUGAAUGUCCGUGGCUCUCAGGGGUGAAAUCGACGGAAGGGUGAGCUGAAUCAAAGAUUAUUUCAGCUGUACUUCAGCAAUGAGCCCAUUUAGGUAAGGCUCUUGUUUAAGGGUUUCGUGGAGUUCCUUUUUCUUUGGUCUGCGGACUCGAUUCAGCCUCACGCUGUAACUGCAUUUAGCGCAGUGCCGAGCCGAGGCCUCCUGGCUGUGCCAGCAACGCAGAGGUGGCGGCGCUCUACGCCUAUAUGCGCCGGAAAUCCACGAUCCGUCAGCUCAUCGGAUGUUCUACAUCGAACUUGUCCGUUGAAGCUCGAGGAUUUGUUCCAAGCUGUCAUUGCUGCUAUGACCUCGAUAUGGAGCGUUUCGAACAAAGGCGGUGGGUCGCCGUCGGCGCACGACCUGACGGAGAUCAUGAAACACAUUCCAACAUUUGACUUCAUGCCUCGACCCGUGCCUCGGGAGUAUAAUGUUCUUUGGCAGACGGCCGACUGGCUCCAGGAUGAAUGGGCUGCGAAGGGCCUCUACUGCCCGGCCUGCUUCACUGUCUGUAAAGAUCUUGGCCGGUUCUCGAGCCUUGGAGAUCGCAGCCCGACCGAGGAGCAUCUGUAUGUGCGAUGGGAAAUACGCCUACAGUCGCUCGUCCAGGCCGCAGAGGGCGGAUGCCAGCUGUGCAGUUUCUUCACCGUCCGGUUCUUCAACGACCCCGGGUACAUGCACGUCUGGGGAAAUACGCUGAAAAAGAACCCGGUAGCCUGCUGCGGAAGCGCGCCGGAUUCUGAUCGAUCCGGCGAGUUCGGCAAAGCCAUUGCAAAGAUCCGUGGUCUCAGCGAAAAGUACGCUGAUCCGUCGUUCACGCUUAUCAUCCAGCCCUUGGACUACUCGGUGGACGAGCAAGGCCGGGGAGGAUACGGCAAACUACUCUUCCAGCUCUCGGACACAACUCUGUCGACGAAGGAAGCGCUCAAGGAUAUUUUGGGUUUUCGAAGGGAGAUCAUCGUAGAGGUAUAUGCUCGAGGUCAGAACUCAAGUGCCCUUGAGCAACUGCUCCAAAACGCAGCCUGUUGACGAUCUCGUACAGAUGCCCCAACCUCCGACUUUAUACGAUAUAACCCGGUUGUGACUGAUCUGGCUUCGCCCCUGGGCUCUAGCAUCGCGCAAAACUGGAUAGACGUUUGCGCCAGCUCUCACGCCGAGUGUCCGUCUCCAGUCCCACUACCACUUCCAACACGGGUGAUCGAGAUCGUUGACGAGCACAAUCUCCGCCUCAGCAGCAGCGGCGGCGGCGGCGGUGGCUUUA
This is a messenger RNA of Truncatella angustata, 1416 nucleotides long. RefSeq lists its product as uncharacterized. Bases 462 to 1184 code for a protein of 240 amino acids. The record is from RefSeq and is a predicted model, not a curated record. Lineage: Eukaryota; Fungi; Ascomycota; Sordariomycetes; Amphisphaeriales; Sporocadaceae. The transcript has a single exon.